This is a messenger RNA of Abrus precatorius (Indian licorice), 3544 nucleotides long. Its product is annotated as telomere length regulation protein TEL2 homolog. Gene Ontology annotation, biological process: telomere maintenance via telomerase; protein stabilization. Gene Ontology annotation, molecular function: Hsp90 protein binding; telomeric repeat DNA binding. Gene Ontology annotation, cellular component: cytosol. Bases 302 to 3349 code for a protein of 1015 amino acids. The transcript is spliced from 13 exons. NCBI's taxonomy places the organism in Eukaryota, Viridiplantae, Streptophyta, Magnoliopsida, Fabales, Fabaceae. The record is from RefSeq and is a predicted model, not a curated record.
AACUCUUAAGAUAUCUUUCUCUUCACAAUUCUGGAAAGAAUUAUUCAUUAGUCACUAGUUUCUUCCGUAUCAAUUGAAUUAAUUUUUAUCGAAUUAUUUAAAUUUUUGACGAAUAUAAACACUUAGUUUAUUUAUAUGAUUAAUUUUUGACUUGUUUAAUUUGAUAAAUUGCCGUGAGAUUUCAAUUUGAACAUAUAUUUUCAACCAAACGACCUCGUUUCUAGAGAUCCCAACUUCAAGCGGCGUGCAAAUUCGCGGCGGAGCAGAGUGAGGGAGAAGGGAAACUUGGGAAAAACCGCCGAUGGAGGAAGGUUUAGAGAAGAGAGAAUUGGAAGGUGCAGUGGUUAGCAAGGUUGCCGAAGUGAUUUCGGCCAUGAAGAACGCGAAGCACGUUGAUGAAGUCAUUUGUGCGCUUCGCUCCAUAGCCACCCUUCUUUUUCCCCUUCACCCUUCUCUUUUCUCAGAUAGCAUUGGCGAGAGUUACCGAGACCAGGUUCUCGGGGUGAAAGUUCCUUCCGCAGAAGAACGAGAUGGGUUGUGGCGUGCGUUUUAUCGAGGAGCUGCUUUUCCUACACUUGCUAGGUUUUUAUUACUUGAUGUUGCAUCCAAUUGGUUGGCUUGUUUUCCCAUUUCCGCGCUGAAAUAUGUUUAUGAUGUUUUCUUUGUCCGUGGAUUGGUCACUGAGGUGCUGCAGAUUUUGGUUCCUUUUCUCCAGCAGAAUGGAAGUGAUGGUCUUGAUGUUAAUGCUGUCCUCUCAAAUUCUGAAAGAUUGAUUGUACUGUGCUUACUUGAAAAUAAUGGGGUGCUUCAGAUAGCAAGAGAGUUUGGUGGCAGUGCUUCUAAAGUGAGAAAUGUUAUAGAUGAACGGAUCAAGCUGGAUGUAUCUAGGGUGGCACAGAUUGUUGCAUCUAUUCCUGACAAAGCAAGAAUGAACUCCCUGACUUCAUUGUCAUCACAUGUGUUCUUCAAGCAGAUUAUUGUCCAACUACUCUCACUGGCAGAAGAGAGAGAACUAAUUUUGCUAGAAAAUAUAGAAAAGGAUGAAAUGGACAAAAAUGGUGCCCUGUUAUUUGUAGGGGAAAUGUUUUCUCGCAUUUGUCGCCGUGGCUCUGCUGAUCUGCUAUGUAGUGAAUUAAUACCCCGAGUUCUAAAGCUUGUCAACAGCUGCUUAUCAUCAAGUAAUGAUUCAGUUACUAAGGAUUUGCUUGAGUCAAAAUCAGACAGUGUGUUUUGGUUGAGAAUUAUUGAAUCCAUCAGGGAUCCUUAUACUACGGAAAGAAUCUCUGAGCAGAUUUUUCAUAAUCUAGCAACUCAAAAAGCAAAUGGCGUUCAAGCAUAUUGGGUCCUGUGGUUGUUAUUCCAUCGAAUUUUUAAGCUUCAGGCUUCUGUCAGGUCUAUGUUUGUUGACAAAUUCCUGCUAUGGAAAGUAUUCCCUGUUAGCUGUCUGAAAUGGAUACUUCAAUUUUCUGUGCUUGAAGAGCCCCCAGGUACAACCUUAGCAGGACAUAAUCGCUCUGGACUCUUGAACACAGUCCAUCGUUUGGUAGCAGUUUGGUCUAAGAAAGAAUUUGUGCAAACAGUACCUAUUGAGCAGCAAGCUUAUAUAUCUGCUGCACUAGGCCUUUCUCUAGAGACUAUGUCUAAGGAGGAAUUGGAUGGGAUGAAGGAUGCCAUGCCCUUGAUUCUUCAAGGAGUUAGCUGUAGGCUGGAGAGUCCUGAUCAUUUAGUACGAAAAAUGGCUAGCUGUGUUGCUUUGGCAUUGUCUAAAAUUAUUGAUCCAAAAAAUCCGUUGUACCUGGAUGACAGCUGCAGUGGGGAGACAAUUGAUUGGGAAUUUGAAUUCACUGUUUCCAAUAAAGGUACUCUGGUGGCCUCAAAUUGCACAGAUAAAAGUGUUGAGGGAACAAAAAUAUCUCCAGUGUCAGGUCCAAUGAGGGACUCCGAUUCCCCUUCCAAUAAAGAGAGAAGUAUUAGUGUAAAGGGUAAAGAGAAGUUCUUGGAUUUUCAUGUGCUUGAUCCAGAUGAGAUUCUUGAUCCAGCAGCACUGAAUCUUGAAUCAGACAUUGACAAUGAGGAUGAUGAUGACAGUGCUAGUGAGAAUUCAUAUUCCUCAAGUGAUUCAUCUUUACAGCCAUAUGAUUUGUCAGAUGAUGACUCGGAUUUGAAAAGAAAAUUUUCACAGUUGGCUGAUGUAGUUGCUGCUCUUAGAAAAUCUGAUGAUGCUGACGGGGUGGAAAGGGCUCUUGAUGUAGCUGAAAAGCUCAUAAGAGCAUCUCCAGAUGAACUAAAACACACAGCCAAGGAUCUGACCAGAACUCUUGUUCAGGUUCGUUGCUCUGAUAUAGCUUUAGAAGGUGCAGAAGAAUCAACCGAAGACAAAAGACAAAGAGCAUUAGUUGCCUUAGCAGUCACCUGCCCAUUUGAAUCACUUGACACACUAAACAAGCUUUUGUAUUCACCUAACGUAGAUAUCAGUCAGCGCAUUAUGAUACUAGAUGUCAUGACAGAAGCAGCUCAGGAGCUUGCUGAAUCAAAAAUUAUGAAACCCAAACAUCAGACUAGUUCCCUUAUUUCAGUUGUUUCAGAUACCCGACCUUGGUUCUUGCCAAGCAGUGCAGGGACUCCUGGAGCUGGUUCCUGGAAACAGAUCUCAGGUACUGGCACUUUGUUGAAUUGGUCAAAUAUCUAUGAGAGGGAACUUCCCCCAAAACCUAAUCAGGUCAAGAAAGGGAAAACACGCCGGUGGAGCCUAAGAUCUCCUGCACAACAAAACCAGAUGGAGUUUUCUCAAAAUAAGUUUCCCAUGUAUGCUGCUGCGUUCAUGCUUCCUGCCAUGGAGGGAUAUGAUAAAAAAAGGCAUGGUGUUGACUUGCUUGGCAGGGAUUUUAUUGUCCUGGGGAAACUCAUUUAUAUGCUUGGGGUUUGUAUGAAAUCUGUAGCGAUGCAUCCUGAAGCAUCUGUGCUGGCUCCUUCCCUCCUGGAUAUGUUAAGAUCCAGAGAGGUAUGCCAUCACCAGGAAGCAUAUGUAAGAAGAGCCGUCCUGUUUGCAGCUGCAUGCGUAUUGGUUGCCCUUCACCCUGCUUACCUUUCAUCUGCCUUACUUGAAGGAAAUGUUGAAAUUUCCACUGGCCUUGAAUGGAUCCGCACAUGGGCACUUGAGGUAGCUGAGUCAGACACAGAUAGAGAAUGCUAUACGAUGGCUAUGACAUGUAUACAACUCCAUGCUGAGAUGGCCCUUCAAACUUCCCGAGCAUUGGAGUCAGCAAGAACUUCGCUCAAGGCAGGUCCUGCGCUCUCUUCUGAUGCAUCCAAAGUGACCAUUAAAAUUCCCUACCUAAACGGGGAUUAGUGAUACUACUGGCGAUUGUGAAUGGCUUCUAGCCCAGAAUACGAUUCAAAAUUGUUCUAAUUAUUUCUGCUACUCGUUUAAUAUUUUAUUCAGUCCUUGGAUUUUUGAAAAAUUUGUAUAUUUUAGGUUUCUAGAUUGGUGUACAUACUGAUUUCGGAAGCAUUUCGAAUUUAAUAAUAUUUUCUUCUUUGCUAG